UCGGAUUAAACAACGCCUACUACGCAACGAAGGGUUAAGACAAGACAAUAACCUAAAUGUAAAGACGAGACAGAAGGGUAAAAAGAAUGAAAUGUAUGCGAUUCAAAGUCGUCUGGCAAUCCACGAAACCCAGGAUCAUCUACCAGCACCAGACGGAGGGAAUGACAAGUGUUCCAUAUCAGCGAGUUGGACGAGAUACGCCAUCGAAUGGCUUUUUGCAUUCUUAUGCAGUAGAUCCAGUAGCCUGAGCAGGUCUUGCAGCACCAGCCGAGGAUGCCUCCUUGAGGGCAAGGAGUUGCUUCGAUCGGAAGGCCUCGUAGUGGAUUUGGGCCGUAGUCUCGAUCAAAUCUUGCAAGUGUGUCCUGAGGAGGAAAUCACGGAGGUACACGAACUCGCAAUGACGCUCAUCCUCGACAUUCACAACACCCCAUCGGUUCUUGCGACCGCGGACGGGCUUUCCGUCAAUGAUCACAUUGCGCUCCGAGCCAACGAUGGCGAAGGGGAUCAUGGAGCGGAUGACAUCGUUGUGCUUCAAUUCCUCCUCAUCAAACUCGUCCGUAUCAAAGGGAUAGAGGCGGAUGUUGUGGUAUACUAG
Acaulospora colombiana is the source of this 595-nucleotide messenger RNA. Lineage: Eukaryota; Fungi; Glomeromycota; Glomeromycetes; Diversisporales; Acaulosporaceae. The record is from the annotation of a GenBank genome assembly.